GCUCGAUCCCGGGGUAUCUGUUCACAGUUGUCUUGGGACGAUACUUGUGGUUCCCUCAGCCGAUAUUUAGUGCGAAACUACCAAAGUCAGCCCCUGGGAAUGCAGCAGGAAAAUGAGAGCCCUUCCCUUAAGAAAUAAACUGAUAGGGGAGUCGUAAACUGUUAGGCAACCAGCUAGUUCGGAGGCCGAGGCAGGACACCGUCUCAAAGACGCCGCCACUGCCGGGCGCACUUGCACUUGGUAAUAAGAAGGAGCGCGUAUGGUAGAGACCUAGACCCGGAGCUCUUGGCCCCCAAGCAGAUGGACGGAGGAAAGGAAAAGGAUUGAGGGGGAAAAUAUGGUGAAGGAAGAGAGGGAAACUGUUUAAAUGCUUGGUGACUUGCCGGAAGCUGAGAAGAGGCCAUUGUGGCGGUAGCAGAAGGUUUUGUGCAUACAAUCCUGUUUAUCUAUGAAAUGCAGUUAACAUAUCAGCUGGACUUAUUUCCUGAAUGCAGAGUGACUCUUCUCUUAUUUAAAGAUGUAAAAAAUGCUGGAGACUUGAGAAAAAAGGCCAUGGAAGGCACCAUUGAUGGUGCAUUGAUAAAUCCUUCAGUGAUUGUUGAUCCUUUUCAGAUACUUGUGGCAGCAAAUAAAGCAGUUCACCUCUACAAACUGGGAAAAAUGAAGACGAGAACUCUGUCUACUGAAAUUAUUUUCAACCUUUCCCCAAACAACAAUAUUUCAGAGGCUUUGAAAAAAUUUGGUAUCUCAGCAGAUAAUACUUCAAUUUUAAUUGUUUACGUCGAAGAGGGAGAAAAACAAGUAAAUCAAAAAUACCUAAUAUCUCAAGUAGAAGGUGACCAGAUUUCUCUGAAAAAUCUUCCUGAAAUAACGAAUAUUUCUGAAGUCAAGAAGAUAUAUAAAGUGUCUUCGCAAGAAGAAAAGAUUGGGACAUUAUUGGGUGGUAUCAUUAGUAGAAUGUCCACAAAAGAUGUUUUAUAAAAUGUUAGAAAUAUUAACAGAAAUUUUCACCUUUAAAUAAAACAUUGAUUU
Urocitellus parryii (Arctic ground squirrel) is the source of this 1032-nucleotide messenger RNA. It is a transcript of the gene Tprkb, whose product is annotated as TP53RK binding protein. Gene Ontology annotation, biological process: tRNA threonylcarbamoyladenosine modification. Lineage: Eukaryota; Metazoa; Chordata; Mammalia; Rodentia; Sciuridae. The record is from RefSeq and is a predicted model, not a curated record. Gene Ontology annotation, cellular component: cytosol; EKC/KEOPS complex; nucleus.